Molecule: messenger RNA, 1214 nt
Organism: Hydra vulgaris (swiftwater hydra)
Lineage: Eukaryota; Metazoa; Cnidaria; Hydrozoa; Anthoathecata; Hydridae
Source: RefSeq, a predicted model, not a curated record
AGCAUAGAAUAUUAUAUAAAUAAGUUCAAUAAAAUUAUGAAUCCAAUGCAAAGACCAAGUACACUGUCAGAAACAGCUCACAUUGCUUCAUUUGCUCUUCUUAGCUCAUCGUGUGCAUGUUGCAAGGGAAGAUGUCAAUACCGUUACACAGUUCCGUGCUCUACUCUGCAAUAUUGUUCACCUUUAUGUAGCAGUCAAGUUCAAAUACCUCAAGCUGUUUGUCUUACUGCGUUAUCAACUCAGUUGAUACCUCAAGUUCAAAUGGCAAGUUGUUGUUGUCAGCAACAAGUGCAAUCUGUUAUGCCUCUUAUUCAACCAACUUCUUCAUUUUCACGUUGUCAUCAUCAACAAACUCAUUCUUCUAGUAAUUUAGUGAGAAGAGUUCAUUUGACCUCUGAUAAUGUUACAUACCCAACGCCAUAUUAUGCCACAUCAUUUGUUCCGUUACCCAACACACACCAUUCAUGGGAACCUACCACCGGCUAUAGAGGAAGUCAGUAUUCUCAACAGUAUGACAUGCAUUUGCGAAACAAUGAAACACAUGCUCCAGAAUAUCAUUCUCAUAUACAUCAUCAUGUAAAUCGAAAUCAUCCGCUUACAAUGUGCACAAGAGAUAGUACAAGUGAAGUUUUUUCGUUGGUGGGCUACACUUCACAUGUUUAUUUUGAAACAGGCCGUUAUAUUACUCCAACUUCAUUGUGUUCAAAUCGAAGUUCUGGUAAUAGAGAGGGCCACAGAAGUGAAUCACGUUUUCAUAUGCGCCAAUCGUCUAGAACUAGUUCUUAUCCGUACCCUCAAAUAAUUCAUCCAGUUUCUUAUCAAUACCCAACAUUUCCUACAUCAAGAACUUUUCCUUAUCUGAUUAGUGUAGAAGCUGAGCCGAUAAAUGAUUGGGAAACACAAGAGAAACACAAAUUUGGUCUUAAAAAAGAACAAAUUGAAAUGUUACCUCACUAUACUUUGACAAAAUAUUCUAUGGCAGAUUUUACGGCAGACGAACGAUGUGUUAUAUGCAUGUGUGAAUAUGCAGUUGAAGAAAAGCUUCGUAUUUUGCCGUGUGCUCACGAAUUUCAUUCCGAGUGCGUUGAUCAAUGGUUGGAGACGAGUUCUACUUGCCCCAUUUGUCGUCAUGUUGUUGACGAAGGUCAAUGAUGAAACUUUUGUGAAUCUUUUUUAGUUAAAAUAUUUGUAAGGUUCUUUGCUCGCAGUUUUUA